Messenger RNA from Calliphora vicina (urban bluebottle blowfly), 11841 nucleotides. It is a transcript of the gene shn, whose product is annotated as schnurri. Lineage: Eukaryota; Metazoa; Arthropoda; Insecta; Diptera; Calliphoridae. Gene Ontology annotation, biological process: regulation of transcription by RNA polymerase II. Gene Ontology annotation, cellular component: nucleus. The coding region runs from base 2177 to 11035 and encodes 2952 amino acids. The transcript is spliced from 6 exons. The record is from RefSeq and is a predicted model, not a curated record. Gene Ontology annotation, molecular function: DNA-binding transcription factor activity, RNA polymerase II-specific; RNA polymerase II cis-regulatory region sequence-specific DNA binding; zinc ion binding.
UAUUAUAUUUGCUAAAUUGACUGACACAAUGAUGAGUUUGUAAUUUGCCAAAUACUCUGGUUUGUUCGUCGCUUGUCGUGGUUAGAGCAAGACGUACGUGCGGAUACAUAUUAAGCGGAAAUAAAACGUGUUUCACUAUAUUUAUACAUAUUUAAUAUAAAAAAAGCAAAAAAAAAAUUAAAUGGCUUAUUUAUUAAAAAGCAAAGAAAAUAUUUAUGAUAAAAAAAAUGUGAACCAAAUAGAAAAAAAUAAAAUUUUAAUUUUGUAAAAGUUUUUUUUUAAGAAAGAAAAAAAAAUAAAGAAAUAUUAAUUUAUUUUGAAAAAGUUGAAGAAAAAAUAAUAAAUAAAAUGUAAAAAAUAAUAUAUAAUUAAUAAUACAAAAAAAAGUGUUUUUUUGAAGUUUUAAAUGUUUUAAAAAGUUUUAUUAGAUAUUAAAUUUUUUUUACAAAGGAAUCCCCUCCUAAGUACAUAUACUUUGUUUUUGUAACAUUUACACAGCUACAAAUACUUAUACAUACAAUUACAAUUACACAGGGGAUUUUUAGUUCCUUAAUAAAUACCUUUUGUAAAAGGAAAGGAGAGCUAGAGAGUAGGGAAAAAAUCCACAACACAAAACGAAGCCUAAUCCACACACACACCCACUAUUGUGCCAACAUAAUUACACACAAAUAAUGAGCGAGAGAGCCUUAUGGGCAAAAACCAUCUUCUCUGCUCACACACACACACAAUAUGAGUAUAAAUAACAACAACAAAAGUUGAAUGAAUGUUGAAAACAAACAACACACACUCACUCAAAGACUAAAUGGUUUUUUUUAUUUUGUUUUGGGGAGAUCCCUUUGACAAACAUUGGCUUACACACGCUCCAGUUUAAAUGACAAAGAGUUGAAACGUCACUACAACAACAACAAAAACAAAACCAGCUACAACAACAACAAAACGGUACGUGCAGACAUGUAAUAACGGGCGAGAAUACACGUAAACGGAAAUAGCUUUAAGCAACAAAAAAAAAGUGACUUUAUUCACUCUCACUCAUAUCCUUUUAGCAAAACAAAAGAGAGCAAAACAUCUAAGAGUAAAUUAUAAAGUAUUUUAGAAAGAAAAUAAAACAAGUGCGCGCGCAAAUCGUAAGAAAAAAAAACAACGACCACAAUAAAACUAAAAACAACAAACAAUUGUUUUACACUGAAUUCAACGAACUUUAAGAGAAAGAGCAAAGAAAUGUGAUAAAUCAAGAUUUACAAAGGAAUAAUCCAGCAACAACAAGUUAAAUUUACAACAACAAAAAAGGGGUCAAACUAGGCAACUAAACAUAUCAGCAUAAUUAAAAAAUCAAAAAUCUAACAAAUUUGUAAAUCACAUUUACAAUAUUGUGAAACCAAACCAAAUCAAAAAAUAUGUAUCAACUCAUUAAUACAAAACAGAAUUCAAGGAACAUUAAACAAAAUCCUUUAACACAAACAAAAAAUGAUGCUAAAGUUUUGAAAUCUUUUAAAAAUUUAAGAAAAUCCAAGAAAAUAAAAAUAAUAAAAAGUUAUUUCUAAAUCCCAACACAAAAAAAAAACUAAAACAAAUAUGAACAAACCAUCAAGGACAUUUCCUUAAACCUGUACUCCCGUAACAAAAAAAAAACCCAGCUACUACCACUUGUUUUUUUGUUCUUAAAAUAGUCACACAAAAAUACUCGCUCUCUCUAUUAAGGGCCAACAAAAACAAAAUAAAGUAAACGUAACGUAACGUGCAGGAUAUAAUAACAUACACUCUCUACUACAUCAUCAUCAUUACCCACACACUGUUGCUUCCUUACAUCAUCAUUUCCACUUCCAUUUCCACAUUAAAUUACAUUUGUUUGUAAUCUAUUUGUGCAUGGUUGGUUGUCUGCUGUGGAAACUUACAAAUUUUCUGCUAUUUUUGGACUUCAACAGAAAAACCAGGAAAUUCCUACUAGAAUUCCAUUUCUAAUAUCAUCAGCUAAAGCCAAAAUAAAACCCCAUUAACAGCUAAUCUCUAUAACAAGAAUUUUGAUUAAUUAUCCUUAAAUACGAAAAUACUUACAUAUAAAGGAAAAUAUUUUCGGAAUAUUUUCAUAUUUAUAGAAACAAACGAUCAGCAGUUAAGUGAAGAGCAGUAACGCGGUUAUUAUUAGAAAAUCUACAGCUACAACGAUAAAUAUUUCAAAAUGGCAAGACGCAAAGGAGGCAGUAGAGGAAAAUCUACAGUAAAUGCACGUAAAACAGCUUUAGAGAAUGCCCGUGAAAAACUCAGAGAUGAUCCUGGUGGCACAAGAGACCAACAACAGCAGAAGGAACAAGGCCAGGCUGUGAAUAUUACCAACAUGGAAGCUACAACAACGGCGAAUACAACAACAACAACAAAAUACUACAAUAAAACAAAAUUACAAAAUAAUAACAACCAUCAACAAAAUAAAACAACAAGUACAAUAACAAAUACAAAUAAAAAAACACAACAAACAACAUAUCGGGAGGCGAAUGAAACUCAAACACCACAAAUGGUAGAAACAGCACCAACAACACAAAAGAAACUUACAGCCAAACAAGCUAAAGCAGCAGCAAAAUUAGCAGCACAACAACAAAAUGCUAAAAGUAAUACAAAUAAUCAACAGCAGCAGCAGCAACCGCAGCAACAACAACAAAAUGAAGCUUCCAAAAAGAUGAUACAAGAGAAGGAAGCUAAAUCAAAUGUAACAAAUAUACCUGCCACAACAACAACAAACACAACAACAAAAUCAAACACCACCGCCAUUAAUGCCAAUAAUACAAGUACUACGCAACAGCGUAUUACAGCAGCAGCAGCAUCAGCAAAUAAUAUUAGUAAUAGCAGUAGUAGUAGUAAUAAUAAUAAUAAUAGAAAUAAUAAUAAUAAUAAUAGUUCAAAUAUGAAUACAAGUGAUAAUAGCAUGAAUAGUAAUAUUAAAGAUCAGCAGCAGCAGCAACUGGAGAACAGCACCAAAAGUGAUAAUCAAACACAGCAAUUGUCGGAUAACAAUACAGCAGCAUCCUCCUCAAUGUCUUGGAAUAAUUCAAAAUAUUUGCAUAAGAAAUUCAAAAGAUUAGCCAGCACAACGGAGAAUGAUGCUUUACAAGAGGCCGAAAAGUUGCGUAAAACCUCAAUGUCCUCAGCUAGUUCAUCAGUGUCGUCACCACCACCGCCCCCACAAACAAAAACAACAACUCAACCACAACAGCAGCAGCAUCAACAAUCAUUAACAAUUCCUGCUGGUGGUGUUAUUAAAAAUGACGAACAUUUAACAAAUGGAGUCUUAAAUAAACAUGAAACACAACAGUUGCUGAAUGAAGCUCUUCCCCACAGCAACAACAAAAGCGAGAUCAUUAACAAGAGCUAUUCACAAAAUCAAGUGUUGCUGCAGUUAGCUCAGCAGCAACCACCACAACAACAGCAGCAGCAACAACAACAUGUUGCAGUUGCUUCAUCAAAUUCUACAGAGAUUAGUAACAGUAAUAAAACUCAAACGGUUUCAUCUGUUAGUAGCAGUGGUGGUGGUAUUGUUGCAACAUCUACGACAAGCUCAUCUACUGCUGGCGGUGGUGGGCGUUAUAAAUGUCCAUAUUGUGAUUUAAGCUGUACAAAACCCUCGGUGCUCCAAAAACACAUUCGAGCUCAUACCAACGAACGUCCCUAUCCAUGUGAAAUAUGUGGCAUUGCUUUUAAAACGAAAAGUAAUUUGUACAAACACUGCAGAUCUCGUUCACAUGCAGCCCGUCAAAAGGGCAUUGAAGUAUCGCCUGAUGCCGAUGAUGGUCUCUCAGACCAAGAUGCUGAUCCGGAAUUAAGCAACAGCAGUUCUGAGAUGUUUAGUCGUACGGGAUCUCCCAUCGAGGAACUAAGCAAUCAAAUAUUAACACAACUGCCAACACAACCGGAACAACAACCAUUUGCGCAAUACAAUGAGCCUCAAGUAUCAAUAGCUCCAUGUAAUGACUCACCUGCCCCGUUUUCAGCUGUGAAGCCAACAUUUUUACAGCAACAACCUCAGAAAAUGCCAUUGGGUUCGCCAGCUGCUGGUACACUGCCUCCUGCUGCUGCUGCAGUGGGCCCGAAUAAUACAGCAGCGACUAGUGGCCAUAAGCAGUCCAUUGACUAUAAGCCAUACAAGCCAAAAUUCCAUAAUGCUUCUUUGUAUGCCACGGCAAAAGAAGCAGCAGCUGCAGCAGCAGUAACAUCCUCAACAAUGAGUACAACUGGUUUGGCGGCGGCAGCACUCGUUACGCCAGUACCACAAAAGGAUGUGGUCACAUUACAGAAGAUACCAGAAUCUCCGCAUCUCAGUAUAAACCAACAUCAGCAUUUAGUUGCUGCUGGCGAGCAAAAGAUUGUGGUGCCAACAAGUGUCCAUCUGCCACCGCCACCGCAGCAGUCACCCACCCAUAUGCAACACCAUCCAUCGUUAUCGCCCAGUACACAAAUGAAACUAAAUAAUCACAUCAGUACACACCAGCUGCAACAGAUGCAGCAACAACAAUUGCAACAUAUGCAAUCGCAAUCACCUCAUCACUUAUUGGGACCGCCACCACCCGCUAAUGCUCUACCGCAUCCACUGGCAGCGGCUGCGUAUUAUUUGGGACAGCCGCCGGGUACACCGGCCGGUGCUUUGUUGCAUCCCUCCCAACAUAUGUCCCCGCAAUCAUUUUAUAAUCCGGUUUUUGCUUCACUGCAUAUGAUGACGCCGCAACAACAGCAGCAAUUUCAUCACCAAUUGCAAAUACAACAACAACAUUUACAGCAACAACAACUGCAAUUAACACAUUCCAGUAUAGCAGCAGUGAUACCACCACCACCUCCGCCGACACAAUCUCCCCACUCUCAAAUUUCUCCAUCGAUACCCCAAAGUCACCAUAAACAACCAUCCACACCGCUCUCAAAUCCAAAUCAUGGUUCGAUGUCCUCCAACAAUUCCAGAAAUAUCCAUCAUCCCAAAGCAAACACACCAACCAGCAGUAGCACAAUUGUACAUCCCACUCCCCAAAAUGCUUUACACUACUUAGCCAAUGCUGCAUCUGUGGCUUCCGUAGCCAUGAGUCCACCAAAUCCAUCCAACCACAAAAAUAAUGCUGAAAUCAUAGAGCAAGGCAUAAGUGUUAUUAGUCAACGUACACCGACACAUGUUAGCAACAGCUCCAAUUCCAGCACAUUGUUGCAUACAUCCGCUAAUUCUGGAAUGCAGGAAGUGACCCUGAAUAAAGAAAAAUUAAAUGAACACAUUAACAAACUGAUAUCACAGAAUGAGGCCAUUGUUGAAAAUAAGGAACUAUUGUUGCAGAAAAAAUACCCAAAGACUUUAAACCGUUCUAGAAGUUUCACUAACAACGGCAGCAGUACCAGUACUUCUACAAAUUCGGCCGGCAAUAUUCAGGUUUUGCAGACCACAACUGGUGGCCCACCGAGUGAAUCGCCGACUAAUGCCAAAUUGGCACAAGCCAUUGUACAAAAGCAACAAAUGCAACAGCAGCAGCAACAACAGCAGCAACAACAACAUCAGCAACAACAACAACAGCAGCAGCAACAACACCAACAACAGCAGCAGCAACAAUUGCAACAACAGCACUACAUCUAUCAGCAACAGCAGCAGCAAUUGCACAAACAAAGACAGUUGUAUCACGAAAAAUCAAACAUAGAGGAAGUUCCAACUGGUUUACCUUUAAAUGGUACUUCCAAACAUUUGGUUGGCAAACAACUUGUCCAACAACAACAGCUGCAUCCAGUUGCUCCACCACCGGUCAACAAUCAAGCCCAAUUCCAGCAGUAUCGUACUAUCGUAACAAUCACACCAACUCAGCCUCGUCAGCAGCCUCAUUCCGCAUCAUCAACAUCAAUUUCAGUUAACACUUCAUCGGCACACCACUCAUUGGCUAAUGUACCUUUAAAUUUAUCGGCCAAAACAAAACAGCCCGAGGAUAGUUUAGACUUGAAUAAACCCUGCCAAGGGCCAUUGCCACAAGCUCCACCGCCCGUCACUCCACGAAAGCGUCACUCCAUAGAACAGACGCAAUCUGGACAAUCUCAAUUAUUAACACCCAGCUUAGCACUUAAUGAAGCCUCAAAUUCAUCAAAUUCCAAUUCGAGUACUCCACAACCAUCCACUUCAGCCGGAAAAAAUCCACAUAAUAAUUCCAUCAUUAAACAUUUAUUGCUUACUGCUCGUGGUUUGGCGGUGCCCACAGGAACAGGCGAAGAUGCCGUUUACAUAUGUCCCCUGUGUUCUUUAUUCUUUCGAACGGCCGAGGAGUUACAGCUACACAACAGUACUUACUGUCAAGGUAGCAAUAGUAGUGCCAAUUCACCAGCCUCCUCACCAUCCCACAAAUAUUUCCGUUCAAAUUCCAUGUCAUUGAAUAUGCCGGAUUUCAAAAUUCUCUCAAAGAAUCCCCUGUCUUUGGCAAAGUUGGCAUGGUCCCAACUGAAGACGAGGCCCAGCAAUUUGGUCUUGAAUCAAUUAAGUGCUUCAGGUACCAAUACAUCGAAAAACUCUAGUACGCACACCACAUCGGCAACAUCGACCCAACCAAGUUCCCAGUCAACAACUGCCAAUACAAGUUCAGCUUCUGGUUCUUCAGUUUUAAGCAAGUCCCAACUGCCAGUGAAUGAUAUACCCAUACGUUUUGUGGAUGCUCCUCUGCCUUCACCGGGACCUCUAUUGGGAAAAACGCCCCUAGUGGAUUAUACGCUCAAUGAAUCAAAGUCCAAAUCAGAGGAAGUUAUAAUAACUAAAAUGCACGAUGAUCCCAUGUACAGUCAUGCCAACAUGGCUGAACAUCCCUCCAGUAAACGCUUAAAAUUUGAACACCUAGACAAGUUCUCAACGAAACGGCCGUCUCUAACAAGUGGAGGUGAAAUGCAGCUAUUAAGUGCCCAAGAACUAUCAAAAAAGGACGAACGUUUUAAACGCUUCACUUCUUCGGGUGGUUGUAUGAUACCCUUAUCGGAAUGCGAUGAUGUAGAUAAAAGUCCCAAAAUGAUACGUACACCCUUGUUGUCGGGUGGCAGUUUUCAAGAAGUGUCACCCAAGAAAGAAACUAAAUUGCCCUUACCCUUGAUGCCGGGUAAUCAAUUGACUCCUAAACUCAGUUUAGGUUUGCCCUCCUCUAAUGGACCACAACAUUUUCAAUUUCCUCCCAUCAACCAAAUAACAGCUUUUAAUCCAUUGACCUUGGCCCUGACCGAAAAGGUAAUACCCUAUGUUCCUGGUAUACCGGGACCAAAUAGUUUACAACCUCAGUUGCCGCAGGCACCGCCAACACCUACUCAACAACAAAAACAACAACAGACGCAGCAGCAACAGCAUCUUUUAAAUUUGCCUCAGACAGCAGCAACUAGCAAACAUUUGUCAAGAAAUGUCAGUCCCAAUAGAAACCAAACUCCAAGUCCCAUGAAUAUGUCGACAUCUGUACAAGGUAACAGCCCGGAUGCUAACAAGCCUACUUUUGGCGGUGUACAAAAUGUGCCCAGUGAAUUUAAUAGAGCGCCACCCUCUACCAACAUGCGCAAUGUUAGAAAUUGGCCAUCAGGAGUUAGCACUUUAGCCAUUAAUACUAACGCUUUCAACAGCAACAAUAACAACAACAGUAGUAACAAUAAAACAGCAGUCGCCAUUAAUGAAAUCGCAAAACCCUUGAAAUCCUUUAAUUUUAUGCGCAUGGCCGACAACUUAAGUCCUCGUAAAAACUCCAACGGCAGUGAGGCAAAAACUCCAAAUUCAUCUGCACAAAUGGAUGCAGAAACUCGACAUUUUAAUUUGGAUAAAAUGUCCAGAGAACAAUUGAUUAUACAGCAGCCCCCCAUCACUAAUAUCAGCAAGUCUUUGUCUCCUACCAAUUUAACGCUUACUCCUUUACACGUGGACACUAGCGUGCUAAGUGCAGCUGCUGCUGCUGGUGCUGACAAUGAUACUACAAGUGCAGAGGCUAAAGUUAAGUCGAAAUUUUUGCGCCCCACCAGCUUGCCCUUAAGGCCAGGCACUUUUACACCCAAACGACACCACGGUAUUACUCCCACUGCCAAUACAUUGCCUUUGAUCUCUCCAGAAACCCCCAGACCUUCUAAGGAAUGUGUUCAACUGUAUUUAAAUGGUAAUUCAUACACGUAUUUGGGCUUAAAAUGCAGCACCAAAACCUUUUACUGCACCCUCAACUGUCCACAGCCAUCUUAUGUGCAAGAUAUGCACAAGUUGUCCAUGUACAGCAUGUGGCAACAAUGUGCCGAAAAUAAUCCUCAUCCUUUGGGUCUAAAACCCAAAGAGGUUAUGUCCCUUUACGAUUCCAGACAAAAGACCCUCAUCUUUACCAUGGCCAAAGGCAAAAAGAUCACUUACACACUGGUGACAGCUCAGCAGACAGUUAUGACCCCUUUUAUCAGCACUCGAGAUAAAUUCUAUCAUCAUCAACUGAAGCCCAUAGCCCUCAAGGAUGCAUCAUUAUCAUCAUCGCCUUUGAAAGAUAAUAAGUCUUCGUCGGAGUCCAGAUCGAAAGAUCUGUCAUCGUCGAAUUCCACUUCGGUAUCUCAAACUUUAGAGGGCGGUUACGAAUCUCACGAGAAUUAUACUUAUGUAAGAGGCAGGGGACGAGGAAAAUACGUAUGCUCUGAAUGCGGCAUAAGAUGUAAGAAGCCCUCUAUGCUGAAAAAACACAUACGCACCCACACAGAUGUUCGGCCCUACACCUGCAAACACUGUAACUUUAGCUUCAAAACCAAAGGCAACCUAACAAAGCACAUGCAAUCCAAGACCCACUAUAAGAAAUGCAUAGAAUUAGGCUUAAAUCCAGGACCUAUGCCAGCCGACGGCGAAUUCUUGGAACCGGACGUAGAAUUCGAUCAGCAGUCAUCUACAUCGGCUGGUGGCAGAACCUCCUCCAUGGGCAAUGGCGAAUCCGACUCAGAUGGUGACUCCAGCGACAAUGAAACCGAAAGCAGUAACGAAUCCGAUUCAGCCAGAUCGAAUGCAACACAAACUUUGAAUGUUUCGGCGGCCGAAGAUAAUAAAUCUCACUUGGAACAUGAAGCAGCCAGAUGUUUACUCACUCUCUCCAUGACACCGCCCAUACAUACACAAAGUUUAGAAACUUCUAUGGCCAAUAGCCAAAUAGCUGUGACCACCGUUAGCUCCAGUUUCAAUGUAUCCUCUACACCUACACCGGCCAUCCGGCGUGUGAUAUCAUAUACAUCGCCAAAACCACCAUUUGACUAUCAAAAGCAAGAGCAGUACUAUUCAAAUCCGAAGGAACCCAAACCAAAAAUAAACAAUAGCAGCGCCACAAGUUUUGAAGCAGCACCCAUGGAUUUAACGAAACCCAGAGCCAUGGAUGUAAUUGCCACACAAAAUCCAACCACCUUUUCGUCAAACCCCGGGCCAGUACAAACACAGGCUCAGAUACGCGAUGUCAUCUUUGGAGUUAAUAAAAACGAAUCUGGUUUUAUGAAAACUAUGAUUUCGGUGUCAUCCAAAGUCGGCCGCAAUUAUGCCGACAAUUACGAGGAGAAUCAUCACAAGCUGAACGAAGACAUGAUGCUGUAUGAUUAUCGUAGAGAGCAGACGUUGCAGUACUACAAAAUCAAACAGACACAACUGAGCCGCGGUAUGACGGUAAAUCCUAAUGUCGUGAUGUCUAACUCAACACCAACCACUAGCACAGCGGUUACUACAUGUGUUUCGCUGGGCCUGACCAGCGUUACCUCCGUCUCCGAUGCUGUAGUAGUUUCCAGUGUUGUAACUACCGCUUCAGCGUCGCCAAUUGAACUGCCGCCUGUGGCCAAGAAAGAAGUAAUAAUAGCACCACUACAAUUGCCCAAAAUAGAAAUUGUUGAACCACCAGAAACGCCUGAUGUACCCGCCUCAGUACCAGUUACCUCUGCGACGGUUACAAUGCCAGUGGUAACGACUGUCACUGAAGUGCCGAAAUCCUUAAAGUCUUCCGACGAAGGUGAAGAAACCGAUGAAGAGCCACCUGCAAAGAAAUUGGCCACCAAACUAGACGAUAAACCAGCACACAAUUCCAAUUUACCGGCUGCCAUACUACAGCCCGGUACCACCGACUUUUCUGGUGUGCUAUCGGGCGGUGCUUCAGGCAGUCAAGCAAAUAAUGGCAAUCAACCAACACGCACCGUUAUAGUGGGUGAAGACGGUUUUACUACAAAUAACAACGAAAUUCUGCCAGUUCAUCCACGUGUACCACAAAUUUCCAAUGCCGAUGGCCGACCAGUCUGUUCUAUAUGCUCGAAAACUUUCCAAAAACAAUCCCAGCUGGUGUUACACAUGAAUAUACAUUACAUGGAGCGUAAAUACAAAUGUGAUCCAUGUGGUGUAUCGUUUCGUACCCAGGGUCAUUUGCAGAAACACGAAAGAUCAGAGGCUCACAAAAAUAAAGUCAUAAUGACUUCGACAUUCGGCGUGCCAACGACCUCCAAUCCACGACCUUUCGAGUGCACCGAUUGUAAGAUCGCCUUUCGCAUACACGGGCAUUUGGCCAAGCAUUUGCGUUCGAAAACCCACGUUCAAAAGCUGGAAUGUUUGCAGAAAUUACCCUUCGGUACAUAUGCUGAAAUUGAAAGAGCCGGCAUUAGUCUAACCGAAAUCGAUACCAGUGAUUGUGAGAAUUCGCUGAUUUCGUUGCGUGUAUUGGCCCAAAAGCUAAUCGAAAAGGAUCCCACCUCCAAACUGGGCAGCUAUACCACACCCUCGGGAGACAACUCAAAUACGGGCUUAGUUUCACAAGACAGUGCCUCUGAAGAUGGCUUUACGGCAGCCGAACGAGCUGCAGCCAACGCUAUAGCUUCGCUGGAUAACAACAGUGCAGCAAAUACACCGCGUAGAGCUAAUUCCACAUCAGAGGAUGAAAGCAUAGCCAUGGCUUUGAAUAACAAUCUAAAGAGACGUUUACCGGGCACCUACAGCAAUGGCGAGGAGAGUGACAAAGAGUUUCAAGAGCAACAUCAGGACAAACGUUUGCGACCCAGCGAUGCACAGCUCAAUAAUUCUCACCUGAAUUCGGCUAGUCCCACAAACUGACAUUAUGUUUUUGCCUAUCCCGACAUAUGAAUUAUGGAUAUGUUAUCUUGGCCUGCCCACCACACACUAAGACCCGCUAAAACUCAACAUAUACCAGUUGUACAGGAAAAUAACGCUAUUUGUAAGCGUACCGACUCAUAUAUAAAAUAUCAACACUAUAUACCCCCACCGUCUAAAAAACAUUAAAAAACCAAAAACCAUGAAAACUUUAAAGAAACCAGCUAAAACUUGUUGUACGCAAAACAAACAAAAAAAAAUAUCCUCAGGACCAAAACUACCUAACAAAAGCGAUGAAACUUUCAUCAUAUCCUUUUAGAAAACACAUAUCGUACGGAAUAAAAAAACAUUUUUCAAAAAAUUAGGACUAUUUGCAUGUAUGUAAGCUAAAAGCUAUUUUCAUUUUAAAAUACUUAAUUCCAAUUCCGUUAAGUACACAAGUUUUAGCUUGGUUUUUUUUACACUUUACAUCGUGCAAGAAAUUUUUUUUUUUUUUUUUAAAUAAUUUCGAUAUCGAAAUUAUUUUUCGAUCACGAAUAUGUUAAUUCGGCCCUUGAUUAUUUAUUUGAAAUAACUAAAAAAUACAUAUAUCAAAUCUAACAGAACAUAUACAAUCUUUAAAUGAACCAAAAACAAACAAAGAAGAACACUUUUACACACAGACAAAAUUGAUAUCAUUUUGAAAAGUAAAUCAAAUUUCAAAAACAAAUAUAUAUAAAACAAUAUAUUUUAUACCUAUAUGUACAUAAGAAAUUAUAACUUUUACAAAAAAAAGAAGUAACAAAAUUAGAAUAUUAAAACGGCUAAGG